AUGUCUGGAGUUUUGCCACCUCAUUCUAUGAACUGGAACUAUAUGGAAUAUUCAGCAUCAGUCCACCAUACAGCAACUCCUUAUGUUUAUGGGGGUCUAGGAAGAAGUUUUCUAAUAGAUAACCUGCUGAGAGAUGUAGCACAACCGGCUACAAAGUAUGUUCCAGUGGCCAACAGCAUUUCUUCAGUUCCUCUGUGUCCUGCAGCAGAACAAAUUAGCCCAUCAGGGGGUACACAUCCUACAUCUUGGGCUUUUCACCUCGUUAAACCAUCAGAUGGACUGCCUGCUCAUUAUCCACAUAUCGAAGCCCUCUACCACCCUAAUUCAGCAGGUGUUUCCAAAUACUUUUUUCUGCAGUCAUUGCCCUUCUACCCGGCAUGCUGCGGUGGGUCCUGUCAGCAUCCUGCCUCCCCCACUGCUUUUUCAAGAAAUGAAAGCGAACUUUCUCUGUUACCAAAAGAUUCAAACAACAAGGCAAGGCGUGUGAUUUUGAGACGUGCAGUUUUUUCAGAUGAUCAAAGGAAAGCACUUGAGAAGAUGUUCCAAAAGCAAAAGUAUAUCAGCAAAACUGACCGAAAGAAGCUUGCUGUUAAUCUUGCUCUUAAGGAAUCACAGGUUAAAAUCUGGUUCCAGAACAGAAGAAUGAAAUGGAGAAAUUCCAAGGAAAAAGAAGUUCUUUCAAACAGAUGUGUAAAUGAUGGACAUUUAGAAGAGAAAUCUCAGGCCGACCGCGUGUGUUCAAGUGACAGUGAUUCGUCUGAAGUGCCACACAACAACAGGAAUAAGGAGAAAAUAUCAAGCAAGGCAGUACAAUUAGCAGAACGACUCAAGCUUGAUUGCACAGAACAAUCUCUUAGAGACUUAAAGUGUCAUCAAGGCAAACUACACUGA
Staurois parvus is the source of this 891-nucleotide messenger RNA. The record is from the annotation of a GenBank genome assembly. NCBI's taxonomy places the organism in Eukaryota, Metazoa, Chordata, Amphibia, Anura, Ranidae.